This is a messenger RNA of Scaptodrosophila lebanonensis, 1996 nucleotides long. RefSeq names its product proton-coupled amino acid transporter-like protein CG1139. Gene Ontology annotation, cellular component: vacuolar membrane. The record is from RefSeq and is a predicted model, not a curated record. Gene Ontology annotation, biological process: amino acid transmembrane transport. The coding region runs from base 242 to 1657 and encodes 471 amino acids. Gene Ontology annotation, molecular function: amino acid transmembrane transporter activity. Lineage: Eukaryota; Metazoa; Arthropoda; Insecta; Diptera; Drosophilidae. The transcript is spliced from 7 exons.
AGAUAUGUUUAGAAUAAAAUAAAAUAAGUAAAAAGUGCCACCUAAUUAGAUUUGUGUUAAAUGUUUGUCAACAUUUUAUAAUCAAAAAUUUUCAUAAAAACGCUAAUAAAGUUGCUAAAAGUUUUAAUAGUUAAGGAAUUUCUUUAUUGUUAUUGAAGUGUCGCAUAGGUUCACAAACAAGUCGAAGCGCAUUCAACUUUAUUUGCAAAAUUUACUAAUUUAAAGACUAAGCGCUGCAGUCAUGAGUAAAAAUGGACACAGCAAUGCGGGCUUUGUUAGCGAACAUGUGGACAGCAAGAAGCCGCCAAGUAAUUGCUAUUCCCUUGAGAUGGCCGAAAAUGGUGCUACCAAGUCAGCGAUUAUAGCCAAAGAUCCCGACUACAAUCCCUACGAGAAUCGCGAGGUGGAGCAUCCUACAACCAACUAUGAAACGCUUUUUCAUCUGCUCAAAGGUUCGCUGGGAACGGGUAUUUUGGCCAUGCCCAACGCCUUUAAAAAUGCUGGCUACCUAACCGGUUCCAUAGGCACCAUAGUCAUAGGCUUUAUAUGCACUUACUGCAUCCACCAACUGGUCAAGGCGGAGUUCGAACUUUGCCGACGCAAAAAGAUUCCCAGCAUGAAUUAUCCGGCCGUUGCAGAGACAGCCAUGGGUGAGGGUCCAAAACUAUUCAGAAAUUGCGCACCCUACAUUGGCACAGUGGUCAACACCUUCCUCCUAAUCUAUCAGCUGGGCACUUGUUGUGUAUAUGUGGUGUUUGUGGCGUCCAACAUCAAGUCCAUUGUGGAUGCGGUUUAUGAAACCAACGUUGAUGUGCGGCUCUGCAUGAUCAUCAUACUGCUGCCAUUGAUCCUUAUCAACUGGGUGCGAAAUCUCAAGUAUUUGGCACCCUUUUCUACGCUGGCCAAUGCCAUUACGAUGGUCUCCUUUGGCAUUAUCUGCUACUACAUUUUCCGUGAGCCUCUGGAUACUGACGGCAAGGAGGCUUUGGGACGGCCCCAGGACUUUCCUCUUUUCUUUGGCACUGUGCUGUUCGCCCUGGAAGCCAUUGGUGUCAUCUUGCCGCUAGAGAACGAAAUGAAAACACCGAAGAGAUUUGGCGGUUCAUGUGGUGUGCUCAAUGUCUCCAUGAUUCUUAUCGUCUUCCUGUAUGUGGGUAUGGGUCUGUUUGGCUAUUUGAAAUAUGGAGGCGAUGUGCUGGGCUCCAUAACGCUCAACCUACCGGCCAAUGACAUCCUGGCCCAGUGUGUGAAGGGCAUGUUGGCGUUUGCCAUUUACAUAACUCAUGGCCUGGCCUGUUAUGUUGCCAUCGACAUUACCUGGAACGAUUAUGUGUGUAAGAGAUUGAGCGCACAAAGCAACAAACUCUUUUGGGAAUAUGCAGUGCGCACAGCUCUUGUUUUGGUCACCUUCUUGCUCGCCGUUGCUAUACCUAACCUGGAACUCUUUAUUUCGCUUUUUGGUGCACUUUGUCUGUCUGCCUUGGGGCUGGCAUUCCCAGCGCUCAUUCAAAUCAGCACACAUUGGUAUCACUCGAAGGGCUUGAGAAAGGCAUGGUUGCUAUUAAGCAACUUCGUGCUGAUUAUUGUGGGCAUUCUGGGUCUUGUUAUUGGCACAUACACUUCGCUGAAAGAGAUUGUCAUCACCUUCUCGGAAUAAUUGAUCAACUAUCUGUUGGUUGUUAUUAUUCAUACUCUUUGUUUAUAUCUCUUUGAGUUCGUACCACUCAUUGCAAUGGUUAUUAUGUUAUUUGCAAGAGCAAACUAUCAUCUUAGAGACAAAUUAGGCGAUAGAAAUGAAUCGAAACUAGUAAAUAUCCUUAAACAUUCUUAGCGUGUGUAACAAAUGGGCCAAAAGCACAGAAAUAUUAUUUGUGUAGAGUGCUAAUAUAAGCUAGAGAUGUAUCAGAUUUGUGAUAUUUUCAAACAAGAAACUAAAAACAUUGUGCCCAAAAAUCUUUAUAAAUAUAAACCAUACUAUAACGACAUUAUUUAUAAA